Molecule: messenger RNA, 5490 nt
Organism: Drosophila yakuba
Lineage: Eukaryota; Metazoa; Arthropoda; Insecta; Diptera; Drosophilidae
Product: bromodomain-containing protein 4
Exons: 3
Coding region: 123-4133 (1336 amino acids)
Source: RefSeq, a predicted model, not a curated record
GGUUGCCACCUGUCGUUUUCACGACGUCAAUUUGCAACUUUAAUGGCCGUAACUUCCUUUUCCGGAAUCAGCGCUUGCGCGAAUGAGUUUGCUCCCAAACUAAAAUUGGCGAAAAAAUCAACAUGAUGGAUAAACAGCAGAACCCGAACGCAAACCCCAAAAACCAGCCCAAUCCCAACGUGCGUUUUGAUGGCAAUGCGCAGCCGCUAGUGCAUCACUAUCCGGAUGAUCCCGGUGUCCAUGGCACUGCGUAUUUGCCAGUGGUGUAUUGGCCAUACUACUACAUACACAUACCAAAUGAGACAAGCAACUCCGUUGUGCGUUUUGGCAACACGCGGGGCUUCUACCGCAACGGCUGUUGGUACAAUAGCGAAUUAGGUCAUCCACCUGCCCCGGCUCCACCGCCACCUACUGCUCCUCCGCUGUACGUCUUCCUGCUGGUCUAUGUGACGUUCGUGCCAACGAACGAGCAACAGCAACCACAGCUGUUCCUCGAAGUCCAGCAGCCACAGGUCAUUGAACUCAUACAGCAGGUGCCUCCACCUCCACCUCCACCACAACCGCCAUCAGCGCCACAUUCCCAGUUUGUGCCAAACGAUUUUCAAAGGGAGGCAAUCUAUAUGAUGCCCGAGCAGCAGCCCCAUUACAUUCCUGCACAGCAUCCGCAAUCACAAGCUUUUUAUGCGGCUCCACCGAUUCCAGCUGUCCAGGAACUUCCAAAACACCCUUCGCCACAAUAUUUUCCGGUUCAAACCGAUUUUGCUCCACCGCAGAUGCAGAUGCAGAUGCAGAUGCAGAUGCAUCAAGGAGUUCAGAAAGCCGAACAACAGCCACCUUCAACACAUUCUACUCCACAAAACCCAGUUCCAUUAGCAGUAGAUCCUGCUCCACCGCAGAUGCAGAUGCAUCAAGGAGUUCAGAAAGCCAAACAACAACAGCCCCCUUCAACACAUUCUACCCAACAAAACCCAGUUCCAUUAGCAGGAGAUCCUGCUCCACCGCAGAUGCAGAUGCACUUACCAGUUGAUGGCGUCCACGAUCUACCCUUACAACAUCUUACGCCCCAUCAUCCAGCUCCAUUAGCAGUAGAUCCUGCUCCACCGCAGAUGCAGAUGCAUCAAGGAGUUCAGAAAGCCAAGCAACAACAGCCCCCUUCAACACAUUCUACCCAACAAAACUCAGUUCCAUUAGCAGUAGAUCCUGCUCCACCGCACAUGCAGAUGCAGAUGCAUCAAGGACGCAUUCAGAAAGCCAAACAACAGCCACCUUCAAAACAUUUGACUCCACAAAACCCAGCUCCACCAACAACAGAUCCUGCUCCACCGCAGAUGCAGAUGCACUUACCAGUUGAUGGCGUCCACGAUCUACCCUUACAACAUCUUACGCCCCAUCAUCCAGCUCCAUUAGCAGGAGAUCCUGCUCCACCGCAGAUGCAGAUGCAUCAAGGAGUUCAGAAAGCCAAACAACAACAGCCCCCUUCAACACAUUCUACCCAACAAAACCCAGUUCCAUUAGCAGUAGAUCCUGCUCCACCGCAGAUGCAGAUGCAUCAAGGAGUUCAGAAAGCCAAACAACAACAGCCCCCUUCAACACAUUCUACCCAACAAAACCCAGUUCCAUUAGCAGGAGAUCCUGCUCCACCGCAGAUGCAGAUGCUGAUACAGAUGAAUCAAGGAUGCAUUCAGAAAGCCAAACAACAGCCACCUUCAAAACAUUCGACUCCACAAAACCCAGUUCCAUUAGCAGGAGAUCCUGCUCCACCGCAGAUGCAGAUGCAGAUGCAGAUGCAUCAAGGACGCAUUCAGAAAGCCAAACAACAGCCACCUUCAAAACAUUCGACUCCACAAAACCCAGUUCCAUUAGCAGGAGAUCCUGCUCCACCGCAGAUGCAGAUGCAGAUACAGAUGCAUCAAGGACGCAUUCAGAAAGCCAAACAACAGCCACCUUCAAAACAUUCGACUCCACAAAACCCAGCUCCACCAACAACAGAUCCUGCUCCACCGCAGAUGCAGAUGCACUUACCAGUCGAAGGCGUCCACGAUCUACCUUCACCACAUCUUGCUCCGCAUCAUCCAGGUCCACUCAGCAAUUGUGAGUUUGGAUCUCCGCAGCCGGAGCUAAAGAACAUACAGUCCAAGAUCCAGAUCACCGAUAUGUCAGCAGAAGCGACAACUGAGGCACCAAUAAUCACUGCCCAUCCGAAGCCAGUUAGUCAGGCACACAUCACUAACUCCCCACCGGAGCAGGUGCCCCCGUGCCCACUGGCCACCAGUGCAGCCUGCGCCUCUGGAGGAGCAACUAUGCUAGAAAACAUCUGUAGCAAAAUGAAAGUUUUACAAAUUACUGCGCCGCCCAAAAAACAACUCGGGAUCCAAAAUCAAAGGUCCCAGAAGCCAAAGGUCUUUGAGAAUCAGUGGCCCGCAUUGGGUAGCCGCUUGCGCAACAACAAACAGGCUGCCAGAAAGGAUCCUCUUCCACUGAAAAGGAGUUUCCCUAAAUCAGCAUCAUCUUAUUCAUUCAACUCACAAGUUCAACAGACUAGCACCAAGAAAUCUGAAGUCCCAAAAACACCAGUAACCCAAAAGCAUCAAUUACCCAAAGAAAACAGAGUUUGUGCUUUUCCACCGAAGAAACAACGUUCACAGGAUCAAGUUAAAAAGGAAAGCUGCUUGGUGCCUCAAACUUUGCCUUCUGCAAAGAACAAAAAAGUUAGUAUGCCCACGCCAUUGCCGAAGGAAAAGAAAGUGGUCAAUACUACUGUGAAAACGUCAGUUGGUAAAAAACCUGAGGAGCACAAUGUACAGCCCAAGCGAGAAAUCCCGAUGACCACCGACAUAAAAGCUCUGGGAUCGAUUGGUAUUAAGGUGGAAAAGAAAGUGGUCAAUACUACUGUGAAAACGUCAGUUGUUAAAAAACCUGAGGAGCACAAUGCACAGCCCAUGCGAGAAAUCCCGAUGACCACCGACAUAAAAGCUCUGGGAUCGAUUGGUAAUAAGGUGGAAAAGAAAGUGGUCAAUACUACUGUGAAAACGUCAGUUGUUAAAAAACCUGAGGAGCACAAUGCACAGCCCAAGCGAGAAAUCCCAAUGACCACCGACAUAAAAGCUCUGGGAUCGAACAUGUUUGAGCUGCUGGUGGAGCCAGAUUCGCUUUAUAAGGAGGAAGACAGCGAAAACGACAGCGAAGGAGACACUUCAGAGCAAGAAGAGCCAAAGGCGGAGGAGGUGCGUCCAGCAAAGCCCAGCAGCUCCAAGAAGGAGAAGCGGCGCCUCAAGAAACAGAACACGGCUCUUAAAAAGGAAAGCCUAUGCAAAAAGCGGGCUGAAAAGGAGGCGAAGCGGGUCAAGAAGGCAAAUGAGAAGGCUAAGGAAAAGGCUAAGGAAAAGGCUAAGGAAAAAGCUAAGGAAAAGGCUAAGGAAAAGGCAAAGGAAAGGGCUAAGAAAAAGGCGGAGCAAUCAAAGGCGGAAAAUGAAGCCAAAAAACGACCAACGGGCACCGUGAUGGUGCACAUUGCUGGUGAGCUCGGCCUCUAUUACCAACUGUCGAUACCAAAACCAGGUGCUUCAUCGCCAGCUGGACAGAGUGCCCCAGUUCGGGAACAGCGCAAUCUGUUCAAGCACAAGCCAUAUCGAAAUAGGAAUCAUGACUCCCAAGUCCAAACAUCAGUGCCAACACUUCGGCUGCGUAUGCAGGCCUCAGGUGCUGCCCCAUCGCAAGUGGCAAUGCAGAACUCCAAUCCAAAGCCACAGCCACAGCCACAGCCACAGCCACAUCCCAAUCAGGUGGCAUCAGGAUUGGUGGCCAAGGCUGAUUCCAAACCGAAACCAAAUCGAGAAGAGAUGAGUGCAUCAUCAUCAGUAUCAUCAGCAGCCAUCGAGAGACCACAGCGAAAUGCUGAUGAGGCUGCAGGAUCAGCAGCAGGAUACAGAUCAGGCAUCUAUGAACAUAACAUGUGGCCGAAUUGUGGGGGCAUUUACGAGCUAUUUUGUAUUCCACCCAGAGAACCAGGACAGCAUCCAUAUCGAACGCAAUGCUCCAGAAAACAGCGGAUUGAUUGGGUUAACUACAGAUAUCGCCCGUUUCCUUCGCAGCGCCAAUUGAAGCGUUGUCACAUCGUUAAGACCUGGUUUUAGUUUAUAUGCAACUCGAAGUUCAAAUGAAACUUGUGAUUUGGAUUUAGAAUCGUCCAUUGAGCAAAACAAAGACUAAACUUUAUUCUUUGCACUUUGCAUUUUAUAUUUUACACUUUGCACUUUGCACUUUGCACUUUGCACAUUGCACCUUACACUUUACACUUUGCAUUUCACAAUUUACACUUUGCACUUUUUACUGACCUUUGUAAACUUGUAUAGAUCUCAUCUAAUAAAAGUUUUCAUACUCAACUAUAUCCUGCUAAUCCUGUUAAAUACCUCCUGCUGUUGCAGCAAGUUUGGGAUUGGCGAACGUGUGAGUUUCCACAACUGGCACUGGGAUUCGGUAAGAUAAUGCACCCAACUGACAACUGCUUUAUGAUCUCAUCCCGUUUGGCAUGCAGCCUGAUCUCUUCCAGAUCUCAUCCGGUUUCAUCCAAGACGAAUGGCGAUUGCAAUGGUUCUUAGGCCCGAGACUUAGCCACAGUUUGAACUACUAUAAUUAAGUGUCGAAAGGAUUACCAACGCCUACCCGUCGUGUGUUGUGAUUUACGAUUCCAAACUAUCAACUACCUGUUCCUGUGCCUGUGCCAGUGGGUGCUACCUGAACAGGUAUCCUCAUUAGCAUGAGACGACGACGCACCGGAGGAGGUGGCAUCUAAUGCGACUGAGUCGUGUGCCAUUCCAUUCACAGAGUCCCAUUCAUUCAGCAUUCAGCGCGUAUGUAGAACUGCUAAUCUCAUCCCAUUCCAAGUUCUUAACUCCAAAUCCAAAUACCCUUCCCAUUUGGCUUAGCAGUUGCUUUCGUAUUGCAGGCGAAUCCUGCAAUACCGUUGCACAAUGUCCUUACAGGAUCUGAUGCAGCUGCUCCAGUCGAAUGCUUGGGUGUGGAUCUGGUUGUGGGUGACAUUUGCAUCUGGCCUAAGACGACGACGAUCCCUAAGAUGCUCUAAGCCAAAUGGAUGGGCUCAUUGUGUUGUGUUUACUGGUUUCUUCCCUCUUCUUUUUUUUUGUCCAUUCAACAUUCAACAUGGAACAUUCAACCAGCUGCCAGAGAUUGACAAUGGAAAAGUGCACCCAUUUAUUGUCAGGAAAGUUCUUAUCCCUGGCCGAGAAUCUAAAGGUGUAUAAGUUAACACAAGCCAACGAACUAGAACAGUUGGCUCAGUGUGCGAAAUAUAAUAUCAAAAUGUAAAAGUGCUGACCCAGCAUUGGGCCGGAAACCCGUGCGCAGCCGGCAAACACAGCAUAUUUGCGUGGCCGCUGCGAGUCUUUGUUAGCUUUAAGUUUCAGUUUGUUUUUGACAUUAAUAAAGAGCGGCUGCUCGUCAAUCCUAUUACUCCGACUGAACGUCGUAAAA